Molecule: messenger RNA, 639 nt
Organism: Scedosporium apiospermum
Lineage: Eukaryota; Fungi; Ascomycota; Sordariomycetes; Microascales; Microascaceae
Exons: 2
Coding region: 1-639 (212 amino acids)
Biological process (GO): positive regulation of transcription by RNA polymerase II
Cellular component (GO): nucleus
Molecular function (GO): transcription cis-regulatory region binding; protein binding
Source: RefSeq, a predicted model, not a curated record
AUGAAUGGUCGGACGCCCCUAUUAAUUGCCGCAGCGAAUGGGCACGUGGCGGUAGUAGAGCUACUGCUGGCUAAAGACGGCAUCGAUGCAGACUCCAAAGACAGUAUGAAUUGGACGCCGCUCAGUAAGAAUUGGACGCCGCUAUCGCUAGCAGCAUGGUACGGGUACGAUGCGGUGGUGGAGCUGCUACUCGCCAGGGACGGCGUCGAUGCAGACUUUAAGGAUAGGGAUGGUCAAACCCCGCUGUCAUUGGCCGCGGCGAAGGGGCGCGAGGCGGUGGUAAAGCUGCUGCUUGUGGAGGAUAGCGUCGACCCAAACUCCAAGGACAAGUGGGGUAAGACGCCGCUACUACGGGCCGCAGCAAAUGGUCACGAGGAUGUAGUCAAGCUGCUUCUCGAGAAGGGCGCCGAUGUGACGGUCGCGGAUAAUGACGGACAGACGCCUUUGCACGCGGCUUCCCUCGACGGACACGUCGAAGUGGUCAAGCUGCUUCUCGAGAAGGGCGCCGAUGUGACGGUCGCGAAUAACGAUGGAUGGACGCCUUUGAACUUGGCUGCAAAUAAGGGAUACGCCGACAUAGUCAAGCUGCUUCUCAAGAAGGGCGCCGAUGUGAUGGGUUCUAAAAUUAUUCUUAAGUAA